AUGGAAAUCCAAAAAACUUAGAAGGUAAAGGCAAGCUAAAAGAUUCUCUCCUUUAUGAGAAAUGAGAGAGAGAAGGGAAAGGAAACUUACAUUAUUCAUAGAUCUGAUAGGGGAAUGAAGGAAAUUCCAGUAAAACCUCCAAGUGAAUUUGAUAAAAAAUUUGAUAAAACAAGGAUUAAUGAUGGCAUCCUUGAGGAGGAUGAAAUAGAAGAUUUAGACAAAGUUUAUGAAUAAGUUAAAAAAUUUAUAGAAAAUAAGCAUGGCACUUCAUUUAGGCCUUCGUAUGAGGAUGUUAAGAAAUAUAUGGAGGCAUAUCUAGCAGAAAAAAAUAAAAAAAUAAAUAAGAAUGCAUUCAACAGCUAUUUAAAUUGCAAAAAAAUUAGAGAAGAAUACAUGAAAAGUAAGAUAGAAAAAAGGUAAGAGAAAAAAAGAAUGAGGGAGUUAGCUAUGCAUGGGAUUAUUGUUAAGGAAAUCAAACCAGAAGUAGAAUUGAAUGAGAGAGAUAAAAAAUUGUUAAAUUAUUUUCAUAAGCCUUAUGCACAAAGACCAAAUACUGUGAAUGUAAAUUUAAGGAUCAGCUAAUACAAUAAGAAAAAGGUUGAUAUCAAUAAGGAGUGCUAAAUUUUACAAAAAGAGUGCAAUGAUAUGAUUAAAGAUUAACUUGUAAAUGCAAAUAAAAGUUUUGUUUAAGGUUUGUCUAAUACAAAUGAAUCUUUUUUUGUGCACACUCCAAUUGCAGCAAGCAGAGCUCAAACUGCUUAAAAUGGGAUUUUAGAACGAAGUGCUUCUAGAAAUUACAGCAGAUCUAAAAAGACUUAGGCAGCUAAAUUUAAUAAAUCAGUCAACAAUUACUACUCAGAUUUUGAGAAUGAAAAUGUUUCAUUAGAUAAUUAUGUUACAUAGCAAAGUGGACAAAAAACUAAAAAGAAAAUUAAAUUUGAAGGGAGUUUAGAUUUGAGUCCUUAUAAUAUGGCUGAAAAGUGUGAAAUAGAUUUAAGAGAAAAGGAGAGCAACUUUUAAUCUCUGCUUUCAGGACAGAAAAAUUUAAACAAAAACUUGAAUAUUUUUAUUUAUAACCCUUCUGGACUAAAACCAAAAAGACAAAACAUAGAAUCAUCUUAAGUUAAUUAGAGAAGAGACCAUCUAAACCUUACUAAAGAAGCAUUUUACACUCCAAGUUAAACGAAGUACACAAAUAAUAUUUAUGAUGAUUUUAACGAAACUCAAGGGGCAUUCUUAACUUAGCAAGCUAACAAAAAAAGUGCAUUAAAGAAAGUUCAAAAGAAAGAUUUAGAAUAAGAAGAAAGCGAUACAGAAAAUAAUGUUUCUUAUUUAGAAGAUAAAUUUGUAAGGAAAACAAUGAUUUCUAUGGUUACAGGAAAGCCUAUACGUCCUUAUUUAUAACUUUAAAGUCUUGCAGAUAAAAUAGAGAUGAGAGGUAAAGAAAGAAAGUAAAGAGAAAAAACUAAAAUAUUAGAUGAUAAUAAGCUAAGAAUGUUUGAGGAAUUUAGAAAUUUUAACUUUUCAAGUGAUCAAAAGAAUAUCCCAAAUACGCAUUCUAACUUUAUAUCAUAAUAUUAUAUGAAUAUGAACUAGCAAAAUAUAAAUCCUUAGAACUCUUAAAGUGGACAAGGCACUUAAUCUAUAAGUUAAAGCGUCAACAAUUCUUUUAAUAAUGGUGCUUCUAAAUAAUAAAGAAAAAGCUUUUUGAAUGCAGUUUCAAAUCAAUUAAGUAAAACAACUACAGCUAGAUAAUCUGUAUAAAAUGCGUAAUUAAAUAAGGAAAAAAAGAAAAGUGCAUUCAAUAACUCUAAUGAUAACACUGCAACCUUGUCUAGCAACUAAUAAACUGAUACUUUGAAUAAAUAAAGCAGAAAUGCUAAUAGAAGUUAAGGUCCUUCAUCAAAUGGAAAUACACCAAACAAUGCUGCUGGGAAAGAAAAUAAAAAGAGAAGCACUUCUUCUUUUGAAAUAUAGAAAAACACUAUUUCUGUUAUUAGACAAGAUAAUAUUAUUCCUGAAAAUACUGAAUAUUCGUUCUCACAUUUUGGAGGCAGUAAAGAAAAUAGAUUUGACUAAUUCCCUAAACAAUUAUAUAAGCCAAAUAACUAAAAUGAAAAAAAGAACGAUUCUAAUAUUUUCACAGUCAACUAAAGAUUUGGUUAAUACUAAAAGCUCACUGAAAAAAUAAAUAAUUUAAGAAAGCAUACAAAUUUUAAGCCAGGAUACUGGGAAGAAAUGAAAAUGCUUGAUGAGUAAAUUGAAAGAGAAAAAGACAUUACAGUCAAAAUUGAACUAAGAAAAAAGCAAUAGCUGUUAGGCAGAAAAUAAUUCUAGGCUUUAAAGUAAAAAGAAGAUGAAGAAGAAGAAAUUAAGGCAUAGAAAUUUGAAAAAUUGGUUUAAAAAACAUAAUACUAUGAGAAUAAAUUGAUUUCAUAAUUCGAAGAUAUCAAGAAAACUAAAUAAAGAAAAAACGAAGAAUUUAAAUUUUUAAUAGAAACACUCAAUAGAGAUCGCCCUAUGACUAGAGAUAUUAGAUUAAAAAAUUAUAAUCUCAGCAGUAGACUUAAUCCAACAUAAAAAGAAAGAUAGGAAGAGAAAGAAAAAGAGAAGACUAUGAAUUUAUCUCUAAAUGAUAUGAGAGAAAAGGCAGAAGAAGAGAGAAAGAAAAUUUUAGAAAGUAACUGUAAAUAAGUAGAGUGGUAUUAGCAAAGUGUUAAUAAAUUAGCUUAGCUCUCUUCAAAUGAAGAGGAUAUGUCAAUCUGUCAUCUUAUUAUGGAUCAAAUAAAGUAAAUACUAGAAGAUGGUAUUUAGUUAACUUUUUCUCAUAUAUAGCAUGCUCUCACCUAAGUUGAAGAGAAUCCUAAAUUAUUGUAUAAUUCCAAUUCACUCUAUUGUGUCGAAUUAUCUCUUUCCUUAUUUUUUACUCAUAUAACUGACCUAUAGUCUUUCACUAAACUAUAAGAGGCCUAUUUUAAAAAGCAAAAUCAAAAAGAAAAGUCUCAUAAAACAGAAGCAUCUUCAACUAUACAUUCUACAGCAAUUAAAUAAGAUUUUUGA
Molecule: messenger RNA, 3060 nt
Organism: Tetrahymena thermophila SB210
Lineage: Eukaryota; Ciliophora; Oligohymenophorea; Hymenostomatida; Tetrahymenidae
Exons: 2
Source: RefSeq, a predicted model, not a curated record